AAUAUUUUGGCAAAAAUGUGGGUGCGUGAGUGUUAGAUAUUAAAUUAAAUCAAUUACUUAAAAAAAGCAAAAAUAGGAAUACAGAUAAAAAUGCGAGUCACCUACCUUCUUCCUUUCAUGUUCCCUCACCAAUGGCUGCUCAUUUCUUUCGAACACCGUCUUUUUCCCGCGAAAUUCUUAACUCCACCCCUACUUUCAUGCUUCCCUAGGGAAAUUUUGAGAAAACAGAGAAAGGUGCUGACUUUUAUUAAAUGUGCAAAUCGGUUUGUCGUUCUUGCCGUUGAGCACCUGCUGGCUGCUGCACCGAAACAACAUAGCAGUGGAUACUCCGACUUCUAUACCUGGCUUACAAGAUUUAGCCGCUUGCGUUUAUGUUUAUGUGCUCUUUUAUUUAUAUCAAUUCGCUCUUUAUUAUAUUUUUAUCUAAAUGGGAAUCGUUUAAUAUUAUAUUUUUUAUCUCUAGGUUUAGCUGCCCCCCGAAGGUUUAUUAUCUGAUGACUCUGGCCCUCCUUAAUCCUUCUUCACUCUUUUGUCUACCUUUCACUGAUUGACUUACUUUGAAGCUCAUUAAAAUUGAAUGAUUUGAUGGAGUAUCCAGCUGUUGCUUCUGAAAUGCCGAGCCUACCCUGUGUUCAACAUCCCAGCAGGAUUUUCAAUAAUUCCAAGUAUAUUAACGUUUCGGUUUGUGUUAAAUCCUUUUGUAGUGUUGCGCUGGGCACAAGUAAUCCAGCCUUUGUAGAUAGGCCAAACGUAACUUGUCAAGCCUGGGCUGAAAGGUCACGGGCAAUGCCCAGAAGAAUUCCUGGUUUUAAUAGAACCAAUUCAGAGUCUCACAGGGACAAUGCAGAAGAGGAGUCUGUAAAUGUGAAUAGCAAGGAGAGGAUUAAACAGUAUUCGGCAUGGCUGCAUUCUUGUGCUUUCACAGAAUCUUUGGAUGAGGGAAGGGCAGUACACGGGCAUCAGAUAAGGGAAGGGGUUGACCCAGAUUCUCACUUCUGGGUUUCACUCAUUAACAUGUAUGCAAAAUGUGGUCAUCCGGCUUAUGCACGACAGGUGCUAGCUAAAAUGCCUGAGCAAGAUGUUGUAUCUUGGACCACAGUAAUCAAUGGUUUUGUAGCUCAGGGCAAUGCUAGGGAAGGUAUAAAUUUGUUCUGUGAGAUGCGUAGGGAAGGUAUAAGUCCCAAUGAGUUCACAUUGGCCACUUGUUUGAGAGCCUGUUCUAUGUGCUUGAACAUAGAUUUUGGGAAACAGGUUAAAGCAGAUGUAACUAAGAUUGGCUUAUUAUCCGAUUCAUUUAUUGGGUCUGCACUAAUUGACCUUUAUGCUAAAUGUGGUGAAAUAGGCCUUGCUGAUAAGAUGUUCUUUUGCAUGCCUGAGCAGAACGAAGUUUUAUGGAACGUGUUGCUUAGUCGCCAUGCUCAAUCAGGAGAUGGCAAAGAAGUUCUUGGAUUGUUUGGCAAAAUGCUAAAAUCAGAUGUGAAGUUCAGCAAGUACACGUUAUCCAGUGUUCUCAAGGGUUGUGAGAAUUCAGGAGACUUGAGAAAUGGCCAGAUUCUGCAUUGUUUGGCCAUCAAGAGUGGUUUUGAAUUCGAUGAUUUCUUGGCAUGCAAUCUUAUAGAUAUGUACUCUAGGUGUUUGCUGGUAGGUGAUGCACUAAAACUUUUCUCUAUGAUCAAAGAUCAUGAUGUAGUGUCCUGGAGUACUAUGAUCUCUUGCCUUGAUCAGCAAGGGCAUCACAGUGAAGCGACUAAGCUGUUUAACUUGAUGAGGCAUAGGGAUGUUCAGCCAAAUCAAUUUACCUUUGCAAGUGUUGUUAGUGCUUCCACUGAACUAGGCAACUUGCAUAUUGGAGAAAGUUUCCAUGCUUGUAUUCUGAAAUAUGGGUUUGAAUCUGAUAUCUCAGUAAGUAACGCCCUCAUCAGGAUGUACAUGAAAAAUGGCUCUGUGCAUGACGGUGCUCGUGUAUUUGAGGCUAUGACAGGACCAGAUCUUAUCUCUUGGAAUUCUUUGUUGUCUGGAUUUCAUGACUAUAAUUGUUGUGAAUCAGGGCCUAGAACUUUUUAUCAGAUGCUUGUAGAAGGUUUUAGACCCAAUAUGUACUCAUUCAUCAGUGUUUUAAGAUCUUGCUCUAGCCACUUAGAUUUAGGCUUUGGCAAGCAGGUUCAUGCUCAGGUUUUGAAAGACAACCUUAAUGGUAAUGACUAUGUUGGGACAGCUCUUUUGGACAUGUAUGCCAAAUGUGGGUGUAUGGAAGAAUCGUGUGUGGUUUUUAAUAGGUUGGUUAGUCGAAAUGUCUUUACAUGGACAGUAAUUAUCACUGGUUUUGUCCAGAAUGACCAAGCAGAGAAGGCUAUUGAAUGCUUCAAUGUAAUGCAGAGAGAAGGAGUAAAGCCCAAUGAGUUCACUCUUGCUGGUUGCAUAAGUGGAUGCUCCCAAAUAACUGCCACUGAAGGUGGAAGGCAGCUUCACUCAAUGGUAAUUAAGAGCGGACAUCUGCCUGAUCUGUUUGUUUCCAGUGCCCUUGUUGACAUGUAUGCAAAAUGCGGGCGCAUUCAAGAUGCUGAGAUUAUAUUCAAGGGCUUGAUUAGAUACGAUACAGCAUUGUGGAACGCUAUGAUAUGUGGGUUUUCUCUGCAUGGUCAGGGAGAAAAGGCCCUUGAUACCUUUGAAGAAAUGAAAGAUAACAACUACUUACCUGAUGAAGUUACCUUUAUAGGUAUCCUUUCUGCAUGCAGUCACAUUGGUCUUGUUGAAAAGGGGAAGCAGUACUUCGAUUCCAUCAGCAGUUUCUAUGCAAUAAGUCCAACAGAUGAGCAUUAUGCUUGUAUGGUUGAUAUUCUCAGCCGUGCUGGAAGAUUUGAUGAGGUUGAGAGCUUUAUUGAGGAGAUGAAUUUGACAUCUAAUGCCUUAGUCUGGGAGACCAUUCUGGGUGCAUGCGCAAAACAUGGAAACAUUAAACUUGGUAAACGGGCAUCAAAGAAGAUCUUUGAGCUUGAACCAAAGACAGACUCAAAUUACAUAUUACUUUCUAACAUUUUUGCUGGCAAGGGAGAGUGGGCAGAAGUCAAAAAAGUGAGGGCGUUGAUGUCCGGCCAAGGUGUGAAAAAGGAACCUGGAUGUAGCUGGGUAGAGAUCAAUAAUCAAGUACAUGUCUUUGUGUGUGAUGGAGUGCAUCCAAAUAUACUGGAAAUUCAUUCAAAACUGGAAGAGCUUGAUAAAAAACUCAGAUCAAUGGGUUAUGUCCCACAAAUAGAACAUGUGCUUCAUAACGUUCCUGACGAAGAGAAAAAGGUUUAUCUCAUUUAUCAUAGUGAAAAAUUGGCUCUUGCAUUUGCACUUUUGAGCACUACGCCUAUGAAACAGAUCCGGAUUUUUAAAAACCUCCGCAUCUGUGGUGACUGCCAUAAUUAUAUGAAACUUGUCUCUGACAUUACUAAUAGAGAAAUAGUUGUACGUGAUGUUAAACGGUUCCAUCAUUUCAAGGGUGGAUAUUGUUCUUGUCAGGACUAUUGGUGAUUUGGUUCCAGGAACAAGUCCACCAAAUUCACAUUUAAGUACCUCCCUAUACCUCAGAGAAUCACAUAUAUAACUCCCCUAUUUCAUUUAGGUUGAGAAGUUAUCCAUGAAGCUUGAACCUCUUGGAAGGGACAUACACAGCUAUGCAAGCAUUUAAGCACCCAAAUGGAGAGAAGUGCUUUAACCUAAUCCCAUGCUCAGGUAUCUUAGUUUUUUCAAUGUAAUACACAAAAAUUAAUAAAAUAAAAUACAGUCUUUGAUAGUUAAAAUGUCUUACGAAAAUAUAAUCGAAGUAAAGAAAAGUGAAUUACGCUGAGAAUUCAGCAUGCUUGAUUAAAGUCAGUUUCAAAAUUGCGGAAACAAUUGAUAUAGCUUAGUUUGACUUGAUCUUUAAUUUUCCUACUUUUUUGUAAGGCUGUAUAUUUCCAUGUGAGGUCCCUAUUUGAACACAAUGGCAAGAGUGUACUGUAUCUUUGGAAAAAAAAGGUGCUUUACGGUAAUUAUAAUGAUCUCUUUUCCAGUAUUGUAUACAUUGGAGGUUACAUGCCUCUUUGCAAACUAUUAGUUUGCUGUUUGUAGACAAAUGGAUAUAUAAUUUGUGAAAGUAUUGUCUAGAUUUAGAUGGAAAUACUGUGGUAAUUAGGCUUUCAUAUAUGAACUCUUCCAUGCGUGUCUGAGUUCAAUAAUUGCAACUUGAUAUGUCAAUGCUCUUUUAUUGUGUCCUACGUGUGGAUGAUACUGGCUGGAUUAUUUGAUGUGUAUGUGACUUAUUUCAUUCAUAUUAUGUAAUGGAGAGGCGAUUGUUCAAAAUGAGGGGUGAUAUUAUCUUAAAUUAUUCUUUUAACAUAUGCCACGAAAUUUGAUUGAUAUAUUGCUUCUACGAUAUUCUUUUUUAUUUCUAACCACAUAUAUAGGGAAACUUGUACAUUAAUUCCUGACUCAGAUGUUAAGAGGUGUGAAAGAUUUUGGAAAGUCUUUUUGGUUAAGACUUAAGAGAAGUUAUUUCUAUUGAACUCCGUUAAGAGGGAGUAAGGAGUUAAUGCAAGUCUUUAAGAGUUCCUUGUACUGCAUGCAAAAUAAAGGGUAUGUUUUUGUACGGUCAUAGCAUGGGGUAUAGGUAGAGGUUGAAAGGUUAGUUUAAUAAUGUCACAUUGUCAUUGAGUCCAAUAAUAUAUUUCAAUGAGUUCCUUCCUUUCAUCCCUAACUUUUUCUCUCUGAAUAUUGUCAGCAACAACGAAGCACAACUUACAUCCAUCGCAGGUUGAUUGUUGGAUUCCUAAGAUAAUUUUUGUUUUUUAAUUUAUGAAAUCUCCAAUACAUCAAAAUUCUUGAUUUGAGAAACCGCAAGAAGGAAAGAAAACCGGAGCUUUGUUAUGAACUACUACGAAUGGGUUUUGUUUUAUUUAGUUUCCUGCACAGACCUACACGUAACAUGAACAAGAUGUUCUAGGACAAAUAAUGGCAAGUUGAAACUGCAAUUUAAUAGAUCCAAACAGACCCCUUGUUGAGAUAUGGAGUGGUGGAUUACUUGAAAGAUUCUAGGUGUUGGAGGGUAGUAUUGCACAUCUAGUGCAAGUGCAUGCUUUGGGUCUGGAAAAAUAUUAUUUAGAUACUCCUUCCAUUGCCCCAGUAAAAGGUUAUGCUCAGAUGAACCACUGUCUGUUCCCAUUUUGUACCAAUAAAAUUUCCAUGGUAAUUUGGUCUCUUUACAGUUGCCCCGUCCAACCUGUCCUGUGAAAAAGCUGAUAGCUUCUGUGAAAUGGCAGCAGUUAAACUAAAGAGUGUAAAUUUUUCUGUGAAAAAGCUUCCUUUCUCUUAGUGUCCCCCCACCCCACCUUUGUGUUUUACUUACCAUGUUUUUCUAUAAUACUAAUAAUCAUUGCUGACAAGUCUGCACAGAAUAACUAUAUUGAUCCAUCAGUUAUCAGAGUGUGCUGCGUGUCCGUCAGGAAGAGUACUUGAAAAUGGAUCAUGGAUCGCAAGAAUGCCUCCGGUUGCUGGAAGAUGCGUCUCUUAUCCAUUUGGCUUCAUUGUGAUGAAGUUCUUUAAAUUUCAGGGGUGCGUCUUCCUUAACAAUGGUGGAUCCAUGCCAAAAUUGUCCUAGCUUGAAGUAAUUAAGACUUGAGAUAGAACUUAGAGCUAGUUCAACCUGACUCCGCUGAGGUUUUAGUGGUGUUCAAUGUAAAACCAAACACGUGCAAGCUCAAGCAUUGGAGGAAGCUGCCACAGUCAAAGUAGAGAUUAUGUUCAGUUGUCAAGUACCAAGUCAAAUGGAAAUAGCAAGUAAAGCAGGAGGAUGCCCCGGACGAAUCCUUUCUAAACAUGCAAACAUAGUCAUCUCUCCUCUCCAUGUUGAGAGAUGGCUAACUUGCAUUCUGGUUUGUCUCCUUGGGCUUGUGCCUUUGUGGGUGAACAGAGGGAGUUGCAAAACAGUAAAACUGGAAGCUCAAGUGUUCCGCUAUCCCUGCUGCAUAAAAUUAAUGACAUCCAAAAAAAAAAAUUGUUACAAGGAAUUAAAGUAGUUAGCUUAUUGAAACAGGAAUUAAACUAUUCGUAAGUGGUGUAUGGUGUGGUUCAUUCAUCCCUGCCUAUACAUGAAAUCCACUAAUUACAAAUUCUUUU
This is a messenger RNA of Prosopis cineraria, 6138 nucleotides long. Its product is annotated as pentatricopeptide repeat-containing protein At3g24000, mitochondrial-like. NCBI's taxonomy places the organism in Eukaryota, Viridiplantae, Streptophyta, Magnoliopsida, Fabales, Fabaceae. Gene Ontology annotation, molecular function: RNA binding; protein binding; zinc ion binding. Gene Ontology annotation, biological process: RNA modification. The record is from RefSeq and is a predicted model, not a curated record. The coding region runs from base 586 to 3516 and encodes 976 amino acids. The transcript is spliced from 3 exons.